AUGUUUGCGAACCAGUUGCGGAAGUCGUGGCGAAAUGCAACCUGCGUGAAGUGGGAAGUGGCUUCUGCGCACCCACCAGCCGCCAAGGCCCUUGCGUCCCGUUGGCCCCAAGCGUCGGCCGUUACCUCACCCGGCAAGUGCACAACCCGCCCUCACGCCCCGUGGACAGCUCCACUGGUGUCAAGCAUGGCGCUAGCCGUGGUGGCAGUCCUGCUCGCCUUCGUCCAGGCAGCCCUCGCAUCCCGCAAUGUGCUGCAAGCCUGCAAUGCGACUGCCUACGAGCCAGUUUGCGGAGCCGAUGGGGUGACUUAUAAUACGACUUGCGCGGCUGGCGACGCCGGCGUUGAGUGGGACUGCAUUGGAGAGUGCGCUUGCCCAGUGCCCUCCCUCCACAAGGACUCAACAGCGACCUUUUGCCAGACGAGUUCCUCCGCCAGCUUUUCGCUCAUCGGGUCGGGGUCGGCGUCGGCAAAGUCCAAUUCCUUCUGCGAGGCCGAAGCAGACGCUAGCAAUGCCAUAUUGGAGAUUGUGUUCAAGUACCUGGACACCGUCGUGGAGACUCCCGAGGAAGGGUGCAAGGUCAAUUCCGCAAGCGAAGUCGCCAUGGCCACCGUGGAUGCCGUUGCCAAGGUUGUCAGCGCCGUCAAGGUGGAGGUCGACCUAGAAGGGAGUGGGAACGCUUGCGCCGGGGGCUUUGCGAACGGAGACGCAGUCGCGACCGCUUUGGUUGACAUAACCAUUCGUGUCUAUCUGGAGCUCCUCGAGGAAAAAAUUCCCGAGGCCGUGGAGGACGCCUCCAAGCAAUUUAGCAGCACCGAUGGCCAAGCCGUUGGCCGUGCUGUGGCAGCCGUGUGGUCCAGCGCAUGGGCGAAGGCGACCCAGGACGUGUGUACAACUGGAGGCUUCAAAUCCGGCAGCGACGAGUCCUUUGCAGAGACCAUAAGGGAGGCCACCGCGUUCUUGUGGGCCGAAGUGAUCAUUACCCUCUGCGACACAAUUGGACAAGACACCACCGACUUGAAGGAGUGGAAAGAAGAGCUGGCUGAGUCUGAGUCCCGAGUUUCAGGUGAAGUGACAUUCAAAGAUGUUGUGGACAAAGCCACGGGUGAGGCUGUGGCCGCUGGUGGAGAAAUCCAGAGGUGUGUUGGUGACAAGGAAAAGGAAUGCUGCAGCGACUCUGGCAAGGCGAAAUCCCGAUGCCGAUGUGGUGUCAGCUGUGUUCUUCUCCAAGUUUUGAAGGAAGACUCAGGCGCAACAAUCUGGGAGGACGAAGCCACUGGCGACCAAUGUCUCUGUCCCUGA
This is a messenger RNA of Ostreobium quekettii, 1302 nucleotides long. NCBI's taxonomy places the organism in Eukaryota, Viridiplantae, Chlorophyta, Ulvophyceae, Bryopsidales, Ostreobiaceae. The record is from the annotation of a GenBank genome assembly.